Molecule: messenger RNA, 570 nt
Organism: Dictyostelium purpureum
Lineage: Eukaryota; Evosea; Eumycetozoa; Dictyosteliales; Dictyosteliaceae
Exons: 3
Coding region: 1-570 (189 amino acids)
Biological process (GO): retrograde vesicle-mediated transport, Golgi to endoplasmic reticulum; protein retention in ER lumen
Cellular component (GO): Golgi membrane
Source: RefSeq, a predicted model, not a curated record
AUGGCCCCAACCACAAUUGACGAAGGAUUACCAGCUCCACAUAAUUUUGUAUCAUUUUCUACUUUAGUUGGUAGAAAAUAUCAAAAUCUUAUCGAAAGAACUAUUUCACAUAUUCCACAAAGAUGGGCAUUCGCUGGAUUUUUAUUCUUUUUAUAUAUUAUUAGAGUUUAUUUAUCACAAGGUGGAUGGUAUGUUAUUACAUACGCACUUGGUAUAUUUUUAUUGACUAAAUUAAUUGCAUUUUUAUCCCCAAAAUGGGACCCAGAACUCGAAGAUGAUACAGGUGCAUCAUUACCAACUACUUUAUCAAGAAACGAUGACGAAGCAAAACCAUUCAUUAGAAGAUUACCAGAAUUCCAUUUUUGGCAUUCAAUUAUCAGAGCUUUAUCAAUUGCACUUUUUUGCACAUUUAUUCCAUUUUUAGAUUUACCAGUAUUUUGGCCAAUUCUUUUAAUUUACUUCAUUAUUAUCUUUACCGUUACAAUGAAAAAACAAAUUAAGCAUAUGAUUAAAUAUAAAUAUAUUCCAUUUGAUUUAAAUAAAAAGAAAUAUACAAAUAAUAGAGAUUAA